AUGUGUAUGUCCGCGAACGGAAGGCGUGUGGUGCACUUGGGGAUUUUUUCCAGGCAGCGAAUGCGGCGACUGUCGUCCUAUCGAGCCGUGGUGUCAAGAUGCACGCGGGCAUUCUCCAAUGCGAGCACGCCCCCGACAUGUGGGCAGCCACUUCCGCACACGCAUCCACACCUGUUUCCCAUUGAUUUCCGGCGUGGCACAGAUGCGUCGAAGGGCGGGGGUGUAGCGAUGGACCACCUGACGCCGGGGAUCCCUGCCUCCGAAUAUGAGGACCGACGGCGACGGCUGAUGGAACGUCUGCCACCCAAAUCGGUUGUCGUGCUGAUGGGUGGGCGUAUCAAGUACAUGUCACGUAAUAUUUUUUACAAGUUCCGGCAGGAGUCCAACUUUUGGUACUUGACGGGCAUGCAAGAGCCUGAUGCAGCACUUGUCUUGGAAAAGACGGGUCAUGGUCCACGCGGUUAUAAAAUGACCAUGUUUGUCGAACCGCGGCAACUUCAUAAGGAGGUGUGGGAUGGCCCUUCCUGUGGUAUGGAAGGUGCUACACGCAUCUUUGGCGCAGACGAAGCGCUUCCCAAUGAUCCAUCUGUCAUGUUGCAAUUUUUCAAAACGGCAGCAGCUCAUGCUGAGCAAUUGUAUGUCGACUUGCCGGCACAGGUGUCGACCCCACGGCAGAGCCUGCGGUCUCCGCGCUUUAGUAUCCACGAGUUUCUCGCUCCGUCCUCGCCAUCAGGCUAUGAUAUGUUUGUGCGCAAGACAGAUUUCGAUAACGUCGUUAAGCUGCUAUCUGAUCGACGAAACACGCACUCUCUCGAGCGAGAGAUGGACGUGCUUCGGAGUUGUAAGAGCGAGAAUGAAAUCAAGGUCAUGCGACAGGCUGGUGCGAUCAGUGGCAAGGCCAUGUCACAGGUCAUGCGAGCCGUGCAGCCUGGCAUGGAGGAAGCCUCAAGCACAAGCCCUUUUCGAGUAUGA
This is a messenger RNA of Malassezia globosa CBS 7966, 972 nucleotides long. RefSeq lists its product as uncharacterized. Gene Ontology annotation, molecular function: manganese ion binding; metalloaminopeptidase activity. The record is from RefSeq and is a predicted model, not a curated record. Gene Ontology annotation, cellular component: mitochondrion. The coding region runs from base 1 to 972 and encodes 323 amino acids. The transcript is spliced from 3 exons. NCBI's taxonomy places the organism in Eukaryota, Fungi, Basidiomycota, Malasseziomycetes, Malasseziales, Malasseziaceae. Gene Ontology annotation, biological process: proteolysis.